UGCUACCCGACUUUGUUGCUGUUGGGGUUAGGCAGCACGAGUUAUGUUGUGUUAAUCUACGACGUCGUAGGAGCUGUUGCAGCAAGAUACCAAACAACGUCGACGUGAUUAACACACUCGCUCUCUUAUUUUCGAAAUAAAACAAAGUGUAAAUUUCACGAUGGUGAAGGUAUCCUUUAAUUCGGCCCUCGGGCAGAAGGAUGUGAAAAAGGACAGCGAAACCCUCAUUCCCGAUGACAAGGAUCCGGAGGUGGCUCUGCCGGUGCGUCAGCAGUCCAAGGCCUUGUGCUGGUGUGUGUGCCUGGGCUUGGCCCUCAUCCUGUCUAGCGUGGUGGUGGGAGGGGCCUCCUACUACAUGAAGGAGGGCGGGGUGUUUGAGUGUGGGGUGAUGUACCGUGAGGAGGACAUGGAGAAGUACCGUGAGAAGACGACGAUCCAGGAGGAGGAGGAUGUGGAGCUGGACCUGCGCUCCAGCUUCAAGAGGAUCCAGGAGAACAUCCGCGUACUGGAGGACCAGGAGGUGGCUCUAAUCAACGUACCCCUGCCCGAGUUCGAAGACGGCAACCCUGCUGACAUCGUUCACGACUUCCAAAGGAACCUGACUGCCUACCUGGACCUGUUCCUGAACAAGUGUUAUGUCAUCCCCCUCAACACCUCCAUUGUCAUGCCUCCCAAGAACUUGCUGGAGCUGUUGAUCAACAUCAAGGCUGGUACCUACAUGCCCAAGAACUACAUGGUCCAUGAGGAGAUGGUGGUGACUGAGCGCCUGGACAACGUGGAACAACUGGGAUACCAUAUCAACAACCUCUGCCAGGGCAAGGACACCUAUAAGCUUGAGCGCAGAGACAGGAUCCUGGGUAUGCAGAAGCGUGAAGCUCUCAACUGCCACAAGAUCCGUCACUUUGAGAGCAAAUUUGUGGUGGAGACCUUGAUCUGUGAGCCCUAGUGACGUCGCCGUGGGCAAAGUGGCACAUCGUCUCCAUACAACCUCUUCAUUUCUCUAGGAGCGCAGUUAGAGAUUUGCAAUCCUAGUUUUCUGUUUUUAAUUUUACCAUUUGUUAUUCUACAUCAGGUAGUUUUGUGUGCGUGAUAAUUUUUAUGUGAAAUGGGGCAAUUUGUCUCUGCUUAAAACAUGUAAAAAUCAGUUCCGUGUUUUUUUCAUUAUACAGGGAUGCAAUUAUACGAUAGAGGGUUUCUAUUUUUUGGAGGAUAUAUUCAACGGCAGGACUGCUAGUUUGUCAAAAAUGUAAACUUCACUGAUUUGAGAUCUAUGUUAAGAUUACUUAAAUAAUACAACUGCGAUUUAAGGGGUGACUUGAAGCAGAUCAUGUAUGGUAUAGUCAGACUUACUGAAACGGAGUCUAAAUGUAUUUUUGAAUACAGGAAGGAAAAUGUGUAAAGGAAUAGAAAAUGUAUAAUUUUGUACCACUGAACCUGGUUUUAGAAGGGACUAGACCAGGGUGUUUUAUAGGUUUUACAUUUUGUCUGUUGAAACUAUUAAUUUCUUAACUGGAAAACAUCUUAAGAUAAGUGUGGAUAUAUGUUUUUCUUUCAUCUAGCUUUAAGAAUAAAUCAAAACCAAGACCGUUGUCUAUAGAAUUCAAAUCAGUUAUUUUUUCUUAUACAACAAAGGAAAACAUUCACACUUUUUUUUAAAUAUUGGGAUCAAAAUAUUGUUUUCGCACAUUUUCUUUGAAUGUAGACAUUUUUCAGAAUAUACCAUUUUUGGGGAUAACUCAAUCUAUAUUACUAAUUUGUAUAAAACCUCUGUAAAGAUAUGACCAACACCACAAUAAAUCUUAAACCAGUG
Messenger RNA from Coregonus clupeaformis (lake whitefish), 1810 nucleotides. Its product is annotated as integral membrane protein 2B. The coding region runs from base 161 to 946 and encodes 261 amino acids. Gene Ontology annotation, molecular function: amyloid-beta binding. The transcript is spliced from 6 exons. NCBI's taxonomy places the organism in Eukaryota, Metazoa, Chordata, Actinopteri, Salmoniformes, Salmonidae. Gene Ontology annotation, biological process: negative regulation of amyloid precursor protein biosynthetic process. Gene Ontology annotation, cellular component: Golgi apparatus; extracellular exosome; plasma membrane. The record is from RefSeq and is a predicted model, not a curated record.